CACUGCCUCUUGUGGACUGGAAGUUUACUGAGUGUAUCAUUUAUCUUGGGUGAAUGGGUUUUAGCAUGCACCUUUUCCCCUGUUGGUCAUGCUCUUCAAGUGUUGUUGGGAUCUUUUAUUUGGUCAAAUAUUGAUUCUGUUCUCCUCAUCAUGCAUUAGAGAUCUGUAAACUUAAUUAUUUAUUUCCGAUAUCUUGGAGGAAGUUGUGUAGGUUGUGAAUAAUUUAGUUCCUCCACUUCUUUGCUAGUUUUUGUUUCUUUGAGGACCAAAGAAAUCAUUUGGCUGUACUUUCAGAUCCCUGAAUUUAGUCAUACUUGAAUUCUAUCAUUUUUAGUUUUCUAUUUUGUAUUGCAAUGGUCAAUAACUUGGUGAAGGACAUUUUUGGGCUAAACAAGGUUUUGCUAUAGAACAUGCCACGUGAGCACUAAAUGUGGCAGCAGAGUUGGGGAUGUAAAGAUGGAUCCAUGGUAGGUCUAGAAAUAAGGUUAAAAUAUGCUAUUUGAUGCAUGCUAAACUUGCAAGAUCAGAGUUAUGGUGGAGGUCCUUUUUCACAAAAAGAGAUAAAGUAAGAGUGCCAUUAUUUUAAAACAAUUCCUUGUUAAAACAUACAUCCAUAAUUCAGAGUAUGUGUAAUAUAGCUGAGUGUAUGUAAUGAACCAUUUUAAAACAACUCCUCUUUAAGAUCACAACCAUCUGUCUAUUUCUCCCCUUGUCUGUCCGGUUAAAGUCUGGCUACCAUCCCAUGUGAUGACAGAAAGGGGAAAGGAAGGAGCAGUAGGCAACGACCUACUGCCUACAGAGGAACUGGGUUUUCUGGACGAAUGUCAUUAUGUGUUUUAUCACCUCUGACUCCAUCUUUGUGAAUAUAUCUACUUAUGUGUUUGGUUAUUUAUAUAACCAAAUUUGUGCAACUUUUCUUUUUUUUAAAAAAAAUCAUAUGACUAUCUUUUGUUCCUUAAUACACACUUUUGUAUGUAUAAUGUGUUCUGCUAGAUACUAGUUGAUGCUAGAUCAUAUUUUGUUGCUUGGAAGCUAUGGAAUAUGGAUACUUUAAAUCAUUCGAUGAAAAAAUUAUUAUAUGAGUGAAACUUAAGCAAUCAAACUAGAGAUUUGAUUGGAUAAAUUAUGUAGUUAACAACCUUAUUUUUUAUCAGUAUGAUGCUUUCUAGUGUUUUCUGCAAAUUACAUACAUAUGUACAUACAUGAAUACUUGCAUGCAAGCAUGCAUAUGUAUGCACGUAAAUAUGUUACAAAUCAUUUGAUCAUACAGCGCUAGAUACAUGCUUGCUUGGCUGUCUAGGCAUUCCACCCAAGGUAUGCCGAAUCGACCUGAAUUGGACGCUUCGGCCCGUAUCGAACUGAACCAACACUGACCCGAAACGGUAGGAUGGGCUAGUUUGCCAAGUUCUACUUGUGACCCAUAAUCAAACCCGUUUAACAUAGCUUUGAGGCCUUCUUUCUUUUCAGUCAUGCACUUACAUCAGAAGUCCCAACAUAUGAAGGAAAUGGAACUGCAAAGUAGAGAAGCUGUUUUUGUUUUUAAACAUCCAUUCCAUUAAUUUCUUCACAUUCAUCACAUGCCAGACACUAGUAUUACAAAGAUAGGAAAUGUUUUGUGUUGUAUGAGAAGCUUUUCAAACUUUUGACCUGAUGACUUGAAAUUGCUUAUUAGCAUAUCUUUGCGAAUAAGUUUUGCGAGGUUCUGGUGUUUUCUUAGUUGUGGGGAGUUGAAGCAGAAGUUUCAUGGGUGGAAUGUGUUAGUCUACACUGACAUAGGACAAGAAUAGGGAGAAAAGCAGCACAUAUGAUCUCAUCUGAAAAUGACUUCCAACAUGAUUGUUCUGGAUAUGAUGCCAUUUGGAAUAAUUGUUCCGCCUGUAUAAUUUUACUGCUCAGGUGACAGUAUUAUUAUUAUGUUUCUAAAUGUUAAUGUUAAGUUCAAAUUUUCAAAGUUCAACAGCUGAAUAAUUUAGAAAAUUCAAUGCAGGAAGGUCCUUGAAUGUAAUUUCUUAUCAGUUCGUGUUAAAUAGACCACAAGCCUGUGUUUGAGUUUCAUUAAGUGGAUGCAUUUUUAGCUUAUUCUAUUUUUAGGAUUUGCAAGUGAAGUCAUCUCCAGUUCUUACAAAGCCUCAGGCACACAAUGAUCCAGCUAUUAUUCAGCUUACACAAUCUCGACCAACAGCAUCCUCCUCUAACCAGAGACUGAUCCCUGAGCGAGAAGACAUGGCAGCUGUAUUGUCACCAUCAUCAAACCCACCAUCGUCUGUUAGUUCACUGCCUCAGGAACCAUUGUUGCCAUUACGAUUGCUUUCCCAACAGGGUCAGGGUAGGGUGGCUCAGUUCACCGAAGAAUUUGAUUUUACGGCCAUGAAUGAGAAGUUUAACAAAGAUGAAGCUUGGGGGUCGCAUGGCAAGGUAAAACUAAGAAGGACAAAAGGAAAUGGAAUGGAAGAAAAUCCAAUUCACGAUAAUGUGGAGGUUGAAGAGGGUUAUGGACAAGAUCCCAAGCUUGGCCACAAACCUGUAUAUAAUAAAGAUGACUUCUUUGACAAUCUUUCUUGCAACUCACUUAACCGAGGAUCAUGGAGUGGCCGUAUGAAGUUCUCUGAGCGAAUGAAAUUAGAUACAGAGACUUUUGGUGAGUUCCAGCAGGGGACUCCUUUGGGUCGUGGCAACCAUGGGCCUGCUCAUCCUGGUAACUUCAGGGGAUCAGACAACCGAGGAAGAGGUUAUGGAUAUUAUGGUGGGAGGGGGCAUGGGGGUUACAGGCUUGUCUAGGAGCUUUUGUAUGUUCAAUUUCCCUAGGAUUUGUGCUUUUGCUAGUGUACUCAUAUCAGUCCUGCUAUUCGACCCUCUUCGUCUGUGGCGGAUGUCAAAGCCUCUUUCCUGCCCGCAUCAAGUCAUAGCCUCAUAGGCUUCCCUCUUUGUAUUUAGGAGGCAUACCAUGACUCUCCUUACGUGGUUUCAAGUUACUUGAAAUAGAGAACUGUCAAUGUACUUACAACGUGUGCAUCUUUCAAUUGGUGAGAAAAGUUGAUCAAUGAACUUUUAUAUGUUAUAUGAACGACUUGUUAAUUAUGGUUAUUAUUGAUGCUUAGCCU
Molecule: messenger RNA, 3101 nt
Organism: Phoenix dactylifera (date palm)
Lineage: Eukaryota; Viridiplantae; Streptophyta; Magnoliopsida; Arecales; Arecaceae
Product: protein decapping 5
Biological process (GO): cytoplasmic stress granule assembly; P-body assembly
Cellular component (GO): P-body
Molecular function (GO): mRNA binding
Source: RefSeq, a predicted model, not a curated record